Molecule: messenger RNA, 411 nt
Organism: Dermacentor silvarum
Lineage: Eukaryota; Metazoa; Arthropoda; Arachnida; Ixodida; Ixodidae
Product: circumsporozoite protein-like
Exons: 1
Coding region: 1-411 (136 amino acids)
Source: RefSeq, a predicted model, not a curated record
AUGUUCUCCGAGGAGAACAAGGAAGGCGCUGGCAGCAACGAGGAAGAAGGCGAGAACACGGGCGAAGAGGGGAACUCCGGGGCCGACAACGCAGGAGGCCAUGAGAAGGACUCCAGCGAGCAGAACCAGGAAGGCGGCACGGACGAGCACCAGAAGCCAGAAGGUGGUGACGCCGGCGGCGAAGGAAGCGGGGAUGCCGGUGGCACCGAAGACGGCGCUGCGGCGGCGGCACCGGGUGGCCAUGUCAGCGGCUCGGAUACCGCAGCAGCCGGCACGGCCCACCGAACGCUCGCCCUGAUCCGCAUGAAGGCGGUCAUCGCCGGACUCGUCAUUAUCAUCUUCGCCCUGGUGGAGCUUGGGUGGCACGGUGGUUGGUUCCACGGGGGUGGCGAUGGAGGCGUCAGCAGCUAG